Molecule: messenger RNA, 841 nt
Organism: Cydia strobilella
Lineage: Eukaryota; Metazoa; Arthropoda; Insecta; Lepidoptera; Tortricidae
Exons: 2
Coding region: 74-841 (255 amino acids)
Source: RefSeq, a predicted model, not a curated record
GUAUGACGACGGCGCCGACAUAUAUAAAUGAUUGAAAACUGCUAUUUCGUUUAAUAUGUAAUACACUUCCACGAUGAAGGCAUUUGUAUUUACAUUAUCGCUGUUCGGGCUGGCGUCCGUGGUGUAUUCACGGGCAAUGCCAACACUCUACCGGCUACAGCCGACGCCGGACGUGAGACCGUUGCCACCGCAACCAGACGUUCGUCCGUUGCCACCUUCGACUGACGUGUACCCACUGCCCCCAAACCCCGAUGUAAACCCACUGCCUCCUAAUCCUGACGUGUACCCGUUGCCUCCUAAUCCUGACGUAUACCCAUUACCUCCAAAUCCUGAUGUAUAUCCAUUGCCUCCUAACCCAUACGUUGACCCUUUACCUCCAAGCCCGUACGUUCGUCCCUUGCCCCCUAACCCAGACGUAAACCCCUUACCUCCAAGCCCAUACGUCAUCCCCUUACCUCCAAACCCAUACGUUGAGCCUUUACCUCCAAACCCGUACGUUCGUCCCUUGCCCCCUAACCCAUACGUCAUCCCCUUACCUCCAAACCCAUACGUUGACCCUUUACCUCCAAACCCAUACGUUCGUCAGUUACCCCCUAACCCGGAUGUUAUCCCCUUACCUCCAAACCCAUACGUUCGUCCCUUACCCCCUAACCCUGACGUUAACCCCUUACCUCCUAACCCGUACGUUCGUCCCUUACCCCCUAACCCUGACGUUAACCCCUUACCUCCAAACCCAGAUGUCUACCCACUGCCUCCAGUUCCUUAUGUGAAUCCGUUGCCUCCAAAUCCGUAUGUUCGCCCAUUGCCCCCAAAACCUAAACCGACCCCAAUUGUAUACUAA